Triticum turgidum subsp. durum (durum wheat) is the source of this 1155-nucleotide messenger RNA. NCBI's taxonomy places the organism in Eukaryota, Viridiplantae, Streptophyta, Magnoliopsida, Poales, Poaceae. The record is from the annotation of a GenBank genome assembly.
AUGUUGGGGGGCGGGAAGAUGAAGGGCGGGGACGCGGUUAGCGGCGGCGGCAGCAGCAACAUUAGCCCCAUGGUGUCCUUCCUGCUGGGCGCCGCCGUGGCCACCGUCUGCGUCCUCUUCUUCAUGUCCGCCAGCCCCGGCCGCAGCCUCGUCGACGUCGCCGCAUGGAGCCACGACAACGGCACCGCCGCCCAGCACCACCACCACCUGCGCUCCGUCGCCGACGACGCCGACGCCGCCCGCAACCUCUCCGUCGUCGUCGCCGCUCCGGCACCCGCCCCCGUCCAGCGAACAAUGCAGGCGUCGCCGUACGGGGACCUGGAGGAGGUGCUGGCGCGGGCGGCGACGGCGGACCGGACGGUGAUCAUGACGCAGAUCAACGCGGCGUGGACCAAGCCGGGCUCGCUGCUGGACCUCUUCUUCGAGAGCUUCCGCACCGGGGAGGGCGGCGUGGCGCGCCUGCUCGACCACCUCGUCAUCGUCACCAUGGACCCGGCGGCGUACGCGGGGUGCCAGCUCGUGCACCCGCACUGCUACUUUCUCAGGACGACCGGCGUCGACUACCGCGGCGAGAAGUUCUUCAUGAGCAAGGACUACCUCGAGAUGAUGUGGGGCCGCAACAAGUUCCAGCAGACCAUCCUCCAGCUCGGAUACAACUUCCUCUUCACGGACGUGGACGUGAUGUGGUUCCGUGACCCGUUCAAGCACAUCUCCAUGGGGGCGGACAUCGCCAUCUCCAGCGACGUCUUCAUGGGGGACCCCUACAGCCUCGGCAACUUCCCCAACGGCGGCUUCCUCUUCGUGCGCUCCUGCAACAAGACCAUCGAGUUCUACCGCCACUGGCAGGCCGGCCGCUACCGCUUCUUCGGCAAGCACGAGCAGGACGUGUUCAACCUCAUCAAGCACGACAUGACGGACCGCCUCGGCGUCGCCAUCCAGUUCCUCGACACCACCUACAUCAGCGGCUUCUGUCAGCUCAGCAGGGACCUCAACAAGAUCUGCACCCUGCACGCCAACUGCUGCGUCGGGCUCGGGGCCAAGCUGCAUGAUUUGAGGAAUGUGCUGGACGUGUGGAGGAACUACACGGCGGCGCCGGUGCCCGACAAGAGGGCCGGCAAGUUCCAGUGGAAGGUGCCCGGGAUAUGCAUCCACUGA